Phalaenopsis equestris is the source of this 365-nucleotide messenger RNA. RefSeq names its product la protein 1-like. The record is from RefSeq and is a predicted model, not a curated record. NCBI's taxonomy places the organism in Eukaryota, Viridiplantae, Streptophyta, Magnoliopsida, Asparagales, Orchidaceae. The coding region runs from base 12 to 329 and encodes 105 amino acids. Gene Ontology annotation, molecular function: RNA binding. The transcript is spliced from 3 exons.
UUGACUACAGAAUGGGGGAAGAGUCUGGAUUCAUCCGUUUUGAGGAACCGGAUGCGGCAGUCAAAGCUCGUGCAAAGUCGGUGCUUGCUGAAGAAGGCGGCUUGGUGGUGAAGAAAAAGUACAUUGCUACCUUAGAGGCGCUAACUGGUGAAGCUGAGAGAGACUACUGGAGCUUACUUCGUGGAAAUAAGGAUAAACACAGGGAAAAUAGGAGCUAUAGAGGAAGGGGGAAACAUAAUAGAGGUGGAAGACAGUUUGUCGGAAAGCGAUCCAGCCAUGAGUAUUCGUCCGGGGGACGGCCAAAUAAAGCGCAGAAAGUGUCUGGAUGAUUGAUGAGUGGUCUUUUCUUUUGUGGCUAAAUGUUU